This is a messenger RNA of Corythoichthys intestinalis (scribbled pipefish), 4151 nucleotides long. It is a transcript of the gene arl4d, whose product is annotated as ADP-ribosylation factor-like 4D. The transcript has 2 exons. The record is from RefSeq and is a predicted model, not a curated record. Bases 703 to 1308 code for a protein of 201 amino acids. Gene Ontology annotation, cellular component: cytoplasm; plasma membrane. Gene Ontology annotation, molecular function: GTPase activity; GTP binding. NCBI's taxonomy places the organism in Eukaryota, Metazoa, Chordata, Actinopteri, Syngnathiformes, Syngnathidae. Gene Ontology annotation, biological process: intracellular protein transport; vesicle-mediated transport.
CCAUUGAAAAUAAAUGGGGAAAGUUGGACGUCCAUGGCCGUCAAUGGCAUCGACUCACAUAUGCGUCAAUGGAAUCCCAAGUACAUUGGCAUCAAUAGAAUCGACAUACAUGGCCGUCGAUGGUAUUAACGUGCUUAGCCCCCAAAUACCGGUACACGGACUACUGUAGUUCGAUUUUACUAUAGAAAGUGCAGUUCCACUCGACGUCCGCACCGUGUCGCCACUUUACCCCAGUUCCAACCAAUUUCCGAGGUGAGCAUGAGUGUACAGGAUUUGAGAAACAAUUCUUAAAGCAAUAUUUGCAUCUAAUGAACGGACACAUUUAAACGAGAUAAUUUCGCCAAAGACUCGACAAAGCUCAGAUUUUUUUCGUCGCCGCGCAGUCAUGGCUCUGAUUGGUUGUGACGUCACUGUGCUCUCGAGUGAAGUGUGUUCGUGGCGGUGGCGGCGGCGGCCAAGAAGCGAAUGCCUCAGUGCGGCUUGGGGGGGCCACCCGACGUGUUUCGAUGACAAAGUGCAACAUGGAUGCGUUUAAAGACAUUUCAGUUGUUCUUGUGCACGAUAACGAGUCACACUGCUGCCUUGUAAUGCGUUCACGGGGUUGAAGAAGACUUGGAUACCUUGUUCAAGGUUGGCAGUCGUGCCUGAGAUGUGCACCAUCUAAAAGCCUGAGAGGAUCAACCCGGGCGUCCUCAAGGAAUAAUGGGUAACCACCUGAGUGACAUGGCGCCCCCCGGCUCCUUCCUGCUUGGCUUCCAGUGCCUGCACGUGGUAGUGAUCGGGCUGGACUCUGCCGGCAAGACCUCUCUGCUCUAUCGGCUUAAGCUGAAGGAGUUUGUGGAAACCAUCCCCACUAAAGGCUUCAACGCAGAGAAAGUGAAGGUGCCGGUGGGCAGUUCGCGGGUCGUCACCUUCCACGUGUGGGACGUGGGCGGCCAGGAGAAGCUGCGACCUCUGUGGAAGUCCUACACGAGGCGCACCGACGGCCUGGUGUUUGUAGUGGAUGCUUCUGAAAUUGAGCGCAUGGAGGAGGCCAAGGUGGAGCUUCACAAAAUCAGCCGCAGCUCGGAGAACCAGGGCGUGCCUGUGCUGAUCCUAGCCAAUAAGCAGGACCUGGCUACGGCACUACCAGUGAGUCAGGUAGAGAAACUGUUGGGAGUGCAGGAACUGAGCGCCGGAACUCUACGCCACGUGCACAGCUGCAGUGCCGUGGAUGGCCACGGUGUGCAGCAAGGCCUGGAGAAACUCUAUGACAUGAUCAUCAGGAGGAAGAAGAUGGUCAAACACAGCCGGGGCAGGAGGAAAUGAAGAGAGCGGAUGUGGAAGAACAAAAAAAAAAAAAAACCCACACAAUUCAGAGUAACCGUCACCUGCCACACAUAGUAAAAAUUAAUGACCCCCCACAUCUCUACUUUUUGUUUUCUUUUUAAAGAAUUUCUGAUUGUAAUCAUAAUAGUACUGGAAACUUUUUAAGCAAAGUACAACCUAAAAAAAAUACUUGGCUCUACAAGUACCACCAUCAUGACAAACGUUACAAUUCAGAACUGUCAUAGCCUGAAGUAUUCUUAAAAACGAGGCAGAGGUUGUUUCCUAAAACUAGAAUAUUUUAAGCUAUAAAAACAAGGCAGAGGUUUUAUUUAGUGUUGCACCGAUACUUUUUUGGGCUUCUGGUACAUUUUCCCAGAGGUGGGUAGAGUAGCCGAAAAUUUUACUCAAGUAAGAGGAGUGUUACUUCAAAAUAAUACUACUAAAGUAAAAGUAGUCAUCCAAAAAAUGUACUCAAGUACAAGUAAAAAAGUAUUUGGUGAAAAGAAGACUCAAGUAAUGAGUAACAUUGUGAGUAACUGCUUAUAUGUAUACAUUUUUUUGUAUUUUUUUUUCUGAGCACAGUUAUCUAUAUGAACUGUUAUAAUGAUACUGUCCAAUAACCUAUUGCAUAACCUUACUAAGCCAAACAACCCCCCCGCCCCCCAAAAAUUUGAAUUCCGACGAGAGAAAAAAAAAUACAUAAAUGAAGCAUUAUUCGUCCAAAGACCAUGAGUGCCCUCUGGUGGAAAAAAAUAGUUCCUAGUUUGAAUAGUGAAAAGUUUAUUCAUAAUUACUAUUUCAUAAUUACUAUUUUGAAAUUAAAAGGAUCAUAUCAUUGGUUUUCCGUGGUCAAUCAGUGCCAAAUAAAAGAGGUUAAAAUCCGCGCUUUCGAGUCAUGUUGAGGGCAGCGCUCUAUAUCACUUACUUCAUGUUUUACUUUGCUUUAAAGACAAACAAAGUAUUGAAUAGGCUGGCGUGAAGAUAGAACAGCAAGCUUGUGUCUGAUUGGUAUAAUGGAGUCAUGUGAUUAUUGUUGCGACGUCUCAUUGGUGAAAUCGGUAAAGCUACGCUAGGCAUCGCUGUCUUAAAAAACAUAAUAAAUCUAAUAUGUAGAAUAAAGAGGUAAAAUGUAACAAUUCUUGUGUAGGCCAAAGUAGCAAAGUAAGAGUAGCAUUUUUCAUCACAAAUAUACUUAGGUAAAAGUAAACAGUAUAGCUUAAAACUACUCUUAGAAGUACAUUUUUUUCAGAAAGUUACUCAAGUAAACGUAACAGUACAUGUAACGCGUUACUACCCACCUCUGGUUGCCACCCUCCCACUUCAAAUGGCUUGGACGUCUACUAGUAAUAAAAUCAUCUAAGAUUCACAUCAGAAGGGUGGUAGAUGCCUCACGAUUGGACUAUCACUAAAUUAUUAUUAUUAUUAUUUUUUUUUUUUUUUUUUACAGGAGCGUGCUUAGCUGCUGGUGGCCAUCUUGGGUAGUGUUACCGGAAGUUGGAAACUAUAUCUCGAAGAGUACAUAAUGCGUUGCCUCGUCACGUUAUUUCUUAGUUCUCUCCGAUAAAGAUGACUUACCGUAUUGGCCCGGUUAUAAGACGACCCCCUCUUUUUCAAGACUCAAGUUUGGGGAAAAAAGGCUUUUUGAACACCAAAUUAAUUUUUAUACAGAAAAUAAUUACAGUACACCCGAAACAAAUGAUAAUAACAAUAUAUUCGAGAGAAAAAGCAUGUUAUUUUGCCUCAUUCAAAUCUUAAUAUCUGAACAUUUAAAUAUGUAAACUAAAGUGCAAUCACAUUCGUAAAUGAAUGGCUUCUGGUUUUUGAAAUGUAAAUAAACCAAUCUAUUGUGAUAAAUCAACAAAAUUGCAAUAACUGCAUUAACCAUCAAAGUGAAGUCUAACUGUAACCGUAGUAUUGAAACAAAUCUGAAUAAAGAAAAACAUUGAAAUGCAAAUAUUGCAAACUGGUUAAAACUUCAGAGUAGCUGAGAUCUGUCAUGACAGAACAUCGCUUCAAUUAUAUCUGGCGCCAUCUAGCGUCGUGAAUGGGGAGAGUAGCUGAGAUCUGUCAUGACAGAACAUCGCUUCAAUGAUAUCUGGCGCCAUCUAGCGUCGUGAAGGGGUAUAAUAUCUAGACCGCGAAUAUAAGUCGACCCCCUCUUUUUCAGUGUUAUUUCAAUGCAAAAAACACAGUCUUAUAUUCGGGCCAAUACGGUAAUUACGGUAAUUUUAGUGCCAUAUCAAUAUUGAUGAUGUAAUUUUAGUGCCGUAUUGUUCCGAUACUAGAAUCGGUGCAACACUAGUUUUGUCAUGCAGUUUCAACAAUAUACAGUAUGAGGUAAGUCUCAUGAAACAUUCGCGAAGUUGUCUCUGCCGUGACAUAAAAAGAGCAGAUCAGUAAAUUGUGAUGCAUCAAACAUACUUCCUGUACUUCCUUCUUGUAAUUCAGGGCUUUGAUUGCAUUUUUGAGUAACAUACAGUAAAUAGUGGAAAAGAUGAGCCCUAAAAUUUUCAGCAAAUAAUGGGACAAAACAGAGCUUCAGACAGGUACUCAUUGUUGGCAUUUCGCUGAAGUUUGACUGCGGAAGUAUGAUUUUCAUCCACUAAAUUUGCUGACUUUAAUGGAAAAAAAACUUAUACAUUUAUUUGAAAUGUAUAGGAAUGUUUUUCUGUUGUUGAAAAAGCCCUGUUGUUUGGUACAAUGCACAGUUGAGCUCUUCAAAUAUUUAUCAUUGGAAUAAGGCAAAUUAGUGGAAAUGUGAAAAUUUACUGUACUUUACAAGUCAAUUUACAUUGUAAGUGGCUACUAAAAAGCCUUAAGCCCUGAGGUAGGUUCCAAAAAUA